AUGCUGUUGCCGCUGCUGCGGGGAAGCUGCUUCCCUCCCUCCUCUCCCAACGGCGGCGGCGGCGGCGGCGGCGGCGGCGGCGGGGACGGGGGCGCCGGGGCCCGGUCGGCGGCGCAGCUGCAGCGCGGGGCCGAGCGGGCGCCGCAUGUGUGUAUGGAUCCGGGGGCCGCGCUGCACAGGCGGGCCGGGGGCGGCGGCGGCCUGGGCACGGGCUCCCCGGCGCUGUCGGGCGGCCAGGCCCGGCGGAGGAAGCAGCCCCCCAGGCCGGCCGACUUCAAGCUGCAGGUCAUCAUCAUCGGCUCCCGCGGCGUGGGCAAGACCAGCCUGAUGGAGCGCUUCACCGACGACACCUUCUGUGAGGCCUGCAAGUCCACCGUGGGUGUUGACUUUAAAAUCAAAACCGUAGAGCUAAGAGGGAAGAAAAUUAGAUUACAGAUCUGGGACACAGCAGGUCAGGAGAGAUUCAACAGCAUUACCUCAGCUUAUUACAGAAGUGCCAAGGGGAUCAUAUUAGUCUAUGACAUCACCAAGAAAGAGACAUUUGAUGAUUUGCCAAAAUGGAUGAAGAUGAUUGAUAAGUAUGCUUCCGAAGAUGCAGAACUGCUCUUAGUCGGAAAUAAGCUGGACUGUGAAACUGACAGAGAAAUCACCAGACAGCAAGGCGAAAAGUUUGCACAGCAGAUAACUGGGAUGCGGUUCUGUGAAGCAAGUGCCAAGGAUAAUUUCAAUGUGGAUGAAAUAUUUCUGAAACUUGUUGAUGACAUUCUGAAAAAGAUGCCUCUGGAUAUUUUAAGGAAUGAAUUGUCCAACAGUAUCCUCUCGUUACAACCAGAACCCGAGGUUCCGCCAGAACUGCCUCCUCCGAGACCACAUGUCCGAUGCUGUUGAUUUGCUACUUCGGAGACGUGGUGGAAAUGAUUCCUGGGAAGGGGAAGAAUGUUCUAUUCUGCACUACAAUCAUUUUGACAGUUUCCUUUCGCACUUUGUAAUCCAAGUCAGAGCUAUACAGUAACUUGUAAAUAUGCAAAUAUGCAAUCCUGGGUAAAGUUUGGUUAUAAUUACAUAUUUCCCUCCAAAUUAUUAUAUUCAUUGUCCCAGUGUCUAGUUACAUGGCCUGGGAAACGUAGUACUUCUAAUAUGAAGAAUGGGAAAGUUGAAAGGUAUCAUGUUUCUUGAGAUAAAUAUUACAAUUGUCCUUGUUAAUUAUAUUCUGAGGACAGAAGAUAUUCUGAUAAGAGAAAAUGUGGUGCUUUGCUUACUGUUUUAAAGAAAAUUUGUAAAACUAAAGACUUUUUGAAAAAAGCUAUCUUAAGUGCUUUUUCUUUAUUUAGAAGAGAUUUUCCCCACAGCUGUAGCAUCUUUGAAGUAUUGGAGUAUUUCUGCACAAAGCAAAGCUCCCGUAUAGCAGCCAUUGGUUAUUUAUUAGUGUUCUGUGUGGUAGGCUAUUAUAGUUAGAGGUCCCCAGGCCACAGAGCCGCCAUCUUGGUUUCCUAACGACAUGCCCUGUACUUAUAAGAACUCUAAAGAUUCAAUAAAGAAAGAGAUGUUUUUGAAACUAUAGAAGAUUUUAAAAUAACGCUGCUGUCCUAAACAAAUCCUGUUUAAAGGAAUUUUAAAGAGAUACAUUUUACUAUAUCAAAGAACAUACAUGUAUAUGCCUAAACAUUCUGUACCUUUGUAAUGAUAAAGCUUUUCUCCGUAUGGUGGAGCUUAUGCCUAUUAAGCCUGGAUGUGUUCAGUUUUUUUUUUUUUGGUCUGAUAAUGAAUUUGUGAACUCUUAUCUUUGAUAUAUCUUUUAAACUUCACUGUUUUGUUUAGUCAAAGUAAAUAAGCAAUUACGUAUUUGAAUAACUUGGCGUGUCUUGAAUGUUGUGGUAUUGAAGAGCAUUGUGGUCUUUCUACACUAAUGAAGUGCAAAUAAAAUUUUGUAUUUAUGAAUGA
Messenger RNA from Loxodonta africana (African savanna elephant), 1941 nucleotides. RefSeq names its product RAB12, member RAS oncogene family (gene RAB12). Gene Ontology annotation, cellular component: plasma membrane; synaptic vesicle; trans-Golgi network transport vesicle. The transcript has 6 exons. Gene Ontology annotation, biological process: regulation of exocytosis; protein localization to plasma membrane; Golgi vesicle fusion to target membrane. Lineage: Eukaryota; Metazoa; Chordata; Mammalia; Proboscidea; Elephantidae. Gene Ontology annotation, molecular function: GTPase activity; GTP binding. Bases 1 to 888 code for a protein of 295 amino acids. The record is from RefSeq and is a predicted model, not a curated record.